AUGGAACAGAAGAAAUCAAAACCAGGGCUCUUAAGCAGGGUUUUUACCCGCAAGGGAGCAACCGUUCUCUCCGCCGGCGGUCAGGUCCCCGCGGCAAGCGUUGGUGGCAGCGCAGCGAGUGGGGCUUUUUCAGGCAGCAACAAUUCUGCCGCUACAUCCGAGAAUCUGAAAAAGACCUCUGUUGAAUUUAAUGAUUACCUGAAGGAGGUCGAUACAGCGGAUUUGGAAAACCACUCGCACAGUGUACUAAAGAUGACGAGAUGGCUGGAGAAGCAACAAGCGUAUAGCAACUCUGGAUUCCAACCAAAUGGCCUCCGCGAUUUCACCAUGUAG
Alternaria atra is the source of this 333-nucleotide messenger RNA. RefSeq lists its product as uncharacterized. NCBI's taxonomy places the organism in Eukaryota, Fungi, Ascomycota, Dothideomycetes, Pleosporales, Pleosporaceae. The coding region runs from base 1 to 333 and encodes 110 amino acids. The transcript is spliced from 2 exons. The record is from RefSeq and is a predicted model, not a curated record.